Capsicum annuum is the source of this 1231-nucleotide messenger RNA. RefSeq names its product esterase AGAP003155. The transcript is spliced from 5 exons. The record is from RefSeq and is a predicted model, not a curated record. NCBI's taxonomy places the organism in Eukaryota, Viridiplantae, Streptophyta, Magnoliopsida, Solanales, Solanaceae. The coding region runs from base 309 to 986 and encodes 225 amino acids.
UCUAAAUAAUUAUUUUAUAAAUUAAAAUAUUCAACUGAUGCUGUGAAAAUGAUGGUACCAGUUUUUUUCUUUAAAUAUCAACAAAUUCAUAUUCAAACUCCAAUAAUUUCAUUUAUAUGUUUCUGAAAAAAAAUACAAAAACCCACCAACCAACACUAUGGUCAAUUUUGGCUAAAUCAUGGGGACAACGUGACAACUAAUUAGCCAUACACACACAAAUAAAUAGUAAUAGGUGCCUAAAUAAAAUACUAUAUGUUUAGUGGGACUUCCAUUUUUCCAUAAGAAAUUAAAUAAAAAAUUUUACUACUAUGGAGAAAAAAUUAAGAAUUUUAUGUCUCCAUGGAUUUAGAGGAAGUGGUGAAAUACUAAAGAAAUUAAUUCUCCGAUGGCCGGAAUCAGUCACCGGAAAAUUGGAUUUGGUGUAUUUGGAUGCACCAUUUCCAGCUCAGGGAAAAUCUGCACUUGAAGGCUAUUUUGAUCCUCCUUACUUUGAAUGGUUUCAAUCUAAUAAGGAUUUCACAGAGUUUUACAAAUUUGAAGAAUGCCUGGAGUAUAUAGAAGAUUUUAUGUUAAAGCAUGGACCUUUUGAUGGUGUUCUUGGUUUCUCACAGGGAGCAGUUUUAGGUGCCGCGAUACCCGGCAUGCAAAGGGAAGGAGUAGCUCUAACUAAAGUACCAGAAAUAAAGUUUGUGAUACUAAUAUCAGGGGCUAAAUUUGGAGGGCCUUCAUUUGGUGUACCAAAAUUGGCUGCAAAUGCAUUUUCAUCUCCAAUCAAUUGCCCAUCCCUUCAUUUCUUAGGACAGACAGAUUACCAGAAAAAAGAUGGUGAAAUUCUGCUGGAGUGUUUUGUGGAUCCACAAGUGAUUCACCAUUCUAAAGGACAUACAAUACCAAAACUAGAUGAUAGCAGCCUUGCAGUAAUGCUUGGAUUUAUUGAAAAAAAUUCAACAACUUUGAGACAGGACACAAGUGUUCUGACAGUAUGAAUUAAUUUUCAUACAGAUAUUUUGUCUUCUGAUGUUUCUUUGUUGAUUUUUGUUGUUGCUUAAUAUACAUUUCAUAAUUACCUGUAAUAUGUCGUCCGUCUCAAAAUACUUGUCAUAUUUGUCAUUUAUACAUCUCUUAAAAAAACAAUGAUUAGAAGGGAUGAUAAAUACUUCUCAAUUUUCCAAUGAUUCGUCUUAAACAAUAGGUCAAAUACAUAAUGUUACGACUUUUUACUUAGACGUUU